Symbiodinium sp. CCMP2592 is the source of this 891-nucleotide messenger RNA. NCBI's taxonomy places the organism in Eukaryota, Dinophyceae, Suessiales, Symbiodiniaceae. The record is from the annotation of a GenBank genome assembly.
AUGCUUGCUUGCGAAGCCUGCGCACGAUGGGAAGUUGCUCUGGGGCUUCUCGACCAGAUGCACGAGGCCAGAUGCCUUCCAGACGUAGUGAGCUACAGUGCCGCCAUCAGCGCCAUGGAGAAAGGCUUCCAGUGGACCCGGGCCGUGGUUUUGCUCCAGGAGAUGAGCCAGGUGGCGUGUUUGCCAGACGUGAUAUGCUUCAACGCAGCGCUGGGUGCUUGUGAAAGCUGCGGAGCUUGGGAGGAGGCAAUGACACUGUGGUCCGGCCUCCUGUCCUCCUCGCUGCAGCCGGAUGUCGUGACAAUUGGAGCCCUCCUGGGGGCGUGUGGCAAGGCCCACCUCUGGCAGCUGUCACUGGAAUGGUUGUGGGACAUCGGUUCGAGGCAGUUGAUGCCCGACAUCAUUACCUACAACGCAGCUGCUACAGCAUGCCACGGAGCCAGCGCCUGGCGGCAGAUUGCGCUUUUGUUGGAAUCCAUGGCGACGAGGGAUUGUCCGGCGAACAUCUUGACUCUCGAUGUCGCUGCAUCUGCUGCAGACGCCGGGUGGGCUUUCGGUCCCUUGCGCGAACUCCUGCACAGCGCCGCCGACGGUGCCCUGCGCGGCCUGUGUUCUGUGCGGCUUCGGCAGGAAUCGAGGCACAAGACAGAACGUUUGUGCGUCCUCAGCAACAUCGCAAAGCCGAAGCUUCCCAUUGCGACUUCAGCGGACCUGAAGACAUGGCAACUCGCGACCGCGACUGACCCCGUGACGGCUCCUUUACACGAGAUGCAGACGAGAGCGUAUACGACUGAGAACAGAGUCCGCUCCGCUACAGAGACACGAGCGGAGGAAACCUCGGCGAGCUGCUGUCCAAGAGCACCAAAGAGCUUCUGGAAGAUACUGGGGUAA